UCUACCAUUGCUGUCUAUCUCUACUCUUGAGGAGCCAUGCCUGAGCCAUCUAAAUCUGCACCAGCCCCUAAGAAAGGGUCUAAGAAAGCUAUCUCUAAAGCUCAGAAAAAGGAUGGAAAGAAGCGCAAGCGCAGCCGCAAGGAGAGCUACUCGGUGUAUGUGUACAAGGUGCUGAAGCAAGUGCACCCCGACACGGGCAUCUCCUCCAAGGCCAUGGGCAUCAUGAACUCGUUCGUGAACGACAUCUUCGAGCGCAUCGCGGGCGAGGCGUCGCGCCUGGCGCAUUACAACAAGCGCUCGACCAUCACGUCCCGGAGAUCCAGACGGCCGUGCGCCUGCUGCUGCCCGGGGAGCUGGCCAAGCACGCUGUGUCCGAGGGCACCAAGGCCGUCACCAAGUACACCAGCUCCAAGUCCUACUCUAGUCCUUCUGUUUUGCUUGUUAUCCUUAGUGAUAGCAGUAGUAAUGUCUGGACGCGGCAAGCAAGGCGGCAAGGCUCGCGCCAAGGCCAAGACCCGCUCGUCCCGCGCCGGCCUGCAGUUCCCCGUGGGCCGCGUGCACCGGCUGCUCCGCAAGGGCAACUACUCGGAGCGCGUGGGCGCCGGCGCCCCGGUGUACCUGGCGGCCGUGCUGGAGUACCUGACGGCCGAGAUCCUGGAGCUGGCGGGCAACGCGGCCCGCGACAACAAGAAGACGCGCAUCAUCCCGCGCCACCUGCAGCUGGCCAUCCGCAACGACGAGGAGCUCAACAAGCUGCUGGGCCGCGUCACCAUCGCGCAGGGCGGUGUCCUGCCCAACAUCCAGGCCGUGCUGCUGCCCAAGAAGACCGAGAGCCACCACAAGGCCAAGGGAAAAUAAGCUCGGUUUUCUUUCUGUCCCCUGGGAAGUUAUCCAAAACAAAGGCUCUUUUCAGAGCCACCCACAUUUUUCCAAAAA
Apodemus sylvaticus (European woodmouse) is the source of this 936-nucleotide messenger RNA. RefSeq names its product histone H2A.v2-like. NCBI's taxonomy places the organism in Eukaryota, Metazoa, Chordata, Mammalia, Rodentia, Muridae. Gene Ontology annotation, cellular component: nucleosome. Gene Ontology annotation, molecular function: DNA binding; structural constituent of chromatin; protein heterodimerization activity. The record is from RefSeq and is a predicted model, not a curated record.